ACAAAAUUGCAUACCAGAACAGCCAUUUAAAUCCCUCUCCAAUCCAUCCGUAAAGUGCAAAAUGUCUUCUUCCACCAUCUUCAUCGCUGUUCAAUGCUGCCAGUGCUCCACCAUGCAGGUGAAGCAGCAGAAGAAGAGCAGCAACAAGUGGACAUGUGCGGUGUGCAACCAGAAGCAAUCUGUACGGAAACUUUUUGCCCAUGGUUACAUGGCUAAAGACCUCCGCAAGUUCGUCCAAUCCUUUAACAUGUCCCGCAAGUUCGCCGACGACGGUCAACAACACGAAUCCCUAACUUCAGUUACUUCACCUUGUGAUGCCGGCCUUUUAGAGGAUCAACAGAGGAAGAGACGCUCCAAUUGGAGUGAGUACCUUGAUCCCGAGGAGAAUGGAAGCAAGGAGAAAAUAAAACCAGAAGAAGAAGAAGAAGGAGACGAUUUUGGGUCAAAGAUUGUAACAGAGUGGCCAAGAGAUAUGUUUAAGAAACCCAAAUUGAGGGACCAAGCUUCUGGAUCUGACAAUGGAGAUGGUGAUAGGAACUCCUACAAACCGGUUUUCUCAACGAAAACGAACCAAGAAAUUGUCUCUCAAGGAAAGGAAAAGAUAUAUCAGCCUGCAAAGAUCAUUAGUGCUUCUAAAUGGAGUGAUUACAUGACAGAAGACUACAAGGAGCAAAGAACAGCUCAACCAACAAUGGCAACAAAGGCUUCCAAAUGGAAUGCUUAUGUAACCCAUGAUCACAGCAGCUUGAAAGUGGGAAAUAGGAGAAAUUUUGCAGAUGAUAUGGGUCAAUAUAGCCAUGAUAUUUGGGAGACUAUAUUGGAUGAUCAGAAGGUAGAAGAUGAUAUCCACCCAGAUUUCAUGUAAAUCUCUCAUAAGACGGAACAAAUAUGAGAAAUGUCUCUUAAAAUUUAUUAAAUUUUCGUUUUUUUUUUCAACCGAUGGAACAAAUGG
Molecule: messenger RNA, 952 nt
Organism: Hevea brasiliensis (rubber tree)
Lineage: Eukaryota; Viridiplantae; Streptophyta; Magnoliopsida; Malpighiales; Euphorbiaceae
Exons: 4
Coding region: 62-865 (267 amino acids)
Biological process (GO): mitotic G2 DNA damage checkpoint signaling
Cellular component (GO): nucleus
Molecular function (GO): chromatin binding
Source: RefSeq, a predicted model, not a curated record